AUGCAAGUCCUUUGGUUACUCCCCAUUGUACACUUGGGCAUCUGCUACGCCCAGCAACCGGAGCCCCAACUGCAAGGUGCAGCUGAUGCACCCCCAGCAGUUGUACCCCCGCAAACCAUACCUGAAGAACCCGCAAGUAUAACUCUCGAUGUGGCUGAACUGACUGCUAUUCCAACCCCUGCAAACACACCCGCAAGCGAGGAACUAUGCAGGGGCCACGUGAAAGCAGUUCAUAUGGUUCGUCUUCAGUCAAUGAUUAUGCUAUUCGAGAUGAAACACACCCUCCUUAACAAUUUGAGAAGUGAAAUUGGUGAUGGAUUUAUUUACCCGUUUACCAGUAGCCUUGAAAAAAACCAAAAAACGGCGAUACAAGAUCAAAGAAAAGAUGUGGAUGCCAAGUCUAAAACAUACGCCAACGCAGGGCUUACGGAGCCAAAUGGCACAAGUUACUACGCAAGCACAGAAGCCUUAUAUACAGCUUUGAACGCUGCUAAUACCAUGUUGGACAACAUGCACAUCAACAAUGUGCUCUACAUAAAGCAAGCCUGGGGAGAAAAGGACGCUUAUGCCGCUAUGAAGACGUUGAUACAAUUUGACAUUCAACUAUACGCAAAGAAGGUUGAAUUAGCGUACAAAACGGUAUCCGAUAGCGUGAAGCUUCAGACCGACCCCGCGGAAAGCAACGAUGCUCGUUCAAACAUUCUGAAUGCACAUAAAACAAUCCGCAGUGCCGCCACUUAUGUGUCAAGCGUCGGCAACGACGCCCAACAACUGCCGUUGUCGUUUGUUAAAUAUCUCGACGCCAAGAAAGUACAUGAUUCUGCUUUCUCCUAUGCCAGAGGUAUUGUAACUUCUGUCAACACGGCUUGUCAACGACAUAUGCCCACGGAGCGUCGCGAUACCAAUGUCGUGAUCGGGGAUAUUACAGCCGCCAAGGACGCGAAAGAGUACAUGCGGUUGGUGCCGAAGCGCGCUGUUGGUGAUGCUACAACGGUGCAAAGCUGGUUGAAGACCGCUGCAUUUUUCCGCUACAUUUAUGCAUUGGCCGUCAUAAGGAUGUCCAAAACGUGCCACACUCUGGUGGCAUUUUUGGUCACCAAAGUGCCAUCGUCCGAUACGGAGGGAUUCACCAACAUGUACAAUGCCAUUCAGAGGGACGCUUUGGCCUACAUCACUGCCAUGUCCGCGUAUGUCGCUGACGUUGCCAAUGCUCAAAUGAGCACCAAUCACGACAGCGCUGCAGCAACCAUGGUCACGUCAGCUGAAGAGUUUAUUAAACAGUACAUGGAGACUGUCAAGACACUCGUAUCUGCCCUGGGAGACAAUGAUAAGGUUGCCGGUGAAAAUGAAGUUCUACGUGCGGACACUGAAAUCCUGCGCACCGCAGUGGCAUUCCUAGCGCGAAUGAUGCGCCUCUACAAAAUGGAUAUGGUGGACGAUCCCAUGGUAAUGGAGCCUGCACCCUACACCAGUACGAUAUCCAUGCUGGACAGAACCAUUGCAAUGGCUGAUGGCACCAAAGAGUUCGUCGCCGCACGCAUGGCAGCACCAGAUGCGAUGAAAUCCACCAUCCGCAGUAUUAACGUUCUGAAGGAGAUGGUUAAGGAUGCGUUCGACACAACAAUGUCGCACAACGAAGUCUACCGGACAUUCUAUCCACAAGGUAUAGACGAUGCCGACCGCCACAUGAAGAUAUUCAAAGACCUAGAAAGCAUCACCAAUGCACAGGUCUUUUUCGCCCUCAAACCUGAAGAAACAGAAGACAGUGGUAAGGAGAGCUCCGGUUUUGUGUUACCUGGUGCCCUCCUUGCAGCGGCUUCCGCCCUUAUGAUGCUCUAA
Messenger RNA from Babesia bigemina, 1839 nucleotides. RefSeq lists its product as hypothetical. NCBI's taxonomy places the organism in Eukaryota, Apicomplexa, Aconoidasida, Piroplasmida, Babesiidae. The coding region runs from base 1 to 1839 and encodes 612 amino acids. The record is from RefSeq and is a predicted model, not a curated record. The transcript has a single exon.